Messenger RNA from Drosophila willistoni, 2214 nucleotides. It is a transcript of the gene Acox57D-d, whose product is annotated as probable peroxisomal acyl-coenzyme A oxidase 1. Gene Ontology annotation, molecular function: acyl-CoA oxidase activity; FAD binding; fatty acid binding. The transcript has 8 exons. Lineage: Eukaryota; Metazoa; Arthropoda; Insecta; Diptera; Drosophilidae. Gene Ontology annotation, biological process: lipid homeostasis; fatty acid beta-oxidation using acyl-CoA oxidase. The coding region runs from base 56 to 2086 and encodes 676 amino acids. Gene Ontology annotation, cellular component: peroxisome. The record is from RefSeq and is a predicted model, not a curated record.
GCUCUCACUGUUUGGUUCGAUCAGCUUUAGUAAAAACAAAGUAAUUAUAAUUAAAAUGUCUCACAUUAAAAACUUAAUACCAAAAACCAUUAAUCCCGACUUGCAAAAAGAACGUAAUGCAGCUGAGUUUAGUGUUCAGGAAUUUGCUGCCUGGUGGCAAGGUGGUCAAGAGAAAUUGGAUACCAAACGGACAGUUGAAAAUGCUAUCUUUAGCGAUCUGGAGGAUGGUUAUGGCUUAAAUCAUGAGUAUAUGUCCCAUGAGGAUGUCUAUAAUUCGGCCGUGAAGAAAGCUGCUGAAGCUGCUUUAAAAUUGAAGGCUUUGCAAAAGAAACUUAAUCCCGGUGGCAACAAUAUUUGGCCACAAAGCCUCUUUAAUGUCCAUAGCCAUGGUCUUUUUCCGGCUAAUCAUCCUUUGGCCACUCACAUAACCAUGUUUGUUGAUGUGAUCAAAGGUCAAGGCACAGCCGAACAGGUAGAGAAAUGGGGUAAAGCUGCGGAGAACUGCAAUAUCAUUGGAACCUAUGCUCAAACGGAAUUGGCUCAUGGCACCAAUGUGAGGGGCAUACAGACAAGAGCAGAUUUCGAUCCCCAAACGGAUGAGUUUGUUUUGAAUACACCCAAUUUGGAGGCCUAUAAAUGGUGGCCAGGAGGCUUGGGUCAUACGGCAAAUCAUGCCAUGGUGGUGGCUCAAUUGUAUAUCGACGAUGUCCAUCGUGGCAUCCAAAUGUUCAUUGUCCCAGUGCGUCAUGCGGACACACAUUUGCCUCUGCCUGGCGUGGAUAUUGGUGAAAUUGGUAAGAAACUGGGCAUGGCUGCAGUGAAUCAGGGUUUCUUGGGUCUCAAUAAUGUGCGCAUACCGCGUACCAAUAUGUUGAUGAAAUAUGCCAAAGUGGAGCGUGAUGGCAGCUUCAAAGCAAGUCCCGCCUCAAGGGUUAACUAUUUGACCAUGGUCUAUACCCGCUGCCUGAUUGUCAAUCUUAAUUCUACACUCCUCUUGGAGGCAGCCACCAUAGCAACACGUUAUUCGGCUGUGCGACGUCAAAGUCCCAUUGAGGCAGAUCAACCAGAACCACAGAUCAUAGAUCAUGUUACGCAACGUCUCAAGUUAUUCCCAGAGAUAGCCACCGGCAUGGCAUAUCAUCUGGCUGCCGAGUACAUGUGGGAACUGUACGAUCAAACGGUUCUCGAUGCCAAUAAUGGCAAAUUCGAUCGUCUGCCCGAUAUGCACAUCCUGUCGUGCGCCCUGAAGGUCCUUUGCACCACCGAUAGUUGUGCGGGCAUUGAACGUUUGCGUCUAUCGACGGGUGGUCAUGGCUAUCUAACGGCAGCCAAUUUGAGCAACAUCUAUGGCAAUGCUGUGGCUGCCUACACCUAUGAGGGUGAGAAUACUGUACUCUUAUUGCAAAUCGGUCGUGCCUUGGUCAAGGCCUGGUCCAAUUUCAUAGCGGACAAACCAGUUUCCUCUUCCUAUGCCUAUUUCGAGUCUUCGAAACAAAAAAAAUUCCCCAAAUGGGACAAUUCGUGGGAGACCAUCAUUAAGGCAUUGCAAUUUACGGCCACACAUAAGACACGCAUAGCCUUUGAGAAUCUUGCCGAGCGUAUUGCCAGCGGUCAAUCUCAGGCUGUGGCUGCCAACAAUACGGGCAUUGAGUUCACUCGAGCUGCCGAUUUGCACGGCCGUCAAUUUGUUUGUCAAAUAUUUGUUGAACAAAUCACAGGACCCAAGGCUCAAAAACGUUCUGCUUCGCUUAACAAAGUUUUGGAAAAUAUCUUGGAACUAUUCUUGGUUCAAACUGUACUUAAUAAUCUAAGCGAUAUUUUGAGGUUCAUUAACCUAACUGAUGCCGAUUUGAGAUCUCUGCAGAAACGUUUGGAGCUCUCGCUGGAGAAACUUCGUCCCAAUGCUGUGGCGAUUUGUGAUGGUUUCGAUUUCCAUGAUCGUGUGCUGAAUUCAGUGCUGGGCAGCUAUGAUGGCAAUGUCUAUGCCAGACUUUUUGAUUCCGCCAAACGUAGCACAAUGAAUCAGAAGCCAGUGCAAAAGUCCUUUGAGUCCUAUUUGAAGCCAUUGAUGAAGGCAAACUUGUAAACUAAAACUAAACCAUUGAUUAAUUGACUCUUGUUGCUUGUUGUUUAAAUUAGUUUUAUAUCAUUUUUAUUUAGCAAAUCAAAACCAAAAUAAAAGAAAGAAUAAAAGAAACAAAGUAUUGAAUUGAA